Impatiens glandulifera is the source of this 1525-nucleotide messenger RNA. RefSeq lists its product as uncharacterized. Bases 8 to 1525 code for a protein of 505 amino acids. The transcript has 7 exons. Gene Ontology annotation, molecular function: DNA binding. The record is from RefSeq and is a predicted model, not a curated record. NCBI's taxonomy places the organism in Eukaryota, Viridiplantae, Streptophyta, Magnoliopsida, Ericales, Balsaminaceae.
CCUUGUUAUGCAGAAUUCUUUGGACUUUAGUAAUCGAGAAACAUUUGAGUGUCUAUUCUUGGAAUAUUGGGUUAUAAUUAAGAAGGAGGAGAAUUUGACAUCGGAAGAUCUUCAAUCUGCAAAUACUGCUUUUAAAAAUUGGAACAAAAGUAUUAGUUCUGACUCAGUUUUGGUUGAGAGUUCAGAAAGCGAUACAAUGUCAAGCUUCUAUAGUGAAGAUGAAGAAAAAGAAAUAAAGUCCCCACAAGUAAUGAAGAAAUCCAAAGAUGAAGCGUCUGGAAGCAAAAACAAAGCCGCCAAACCGAAAAGAAAAUUUAUUGACUGGGGAUCAGAAGCUCUCAUCGAAUUUCUUACAUCUAUUGGUAAACAGACAAUCGAUAAAUUAUCACAGUAUGAGGUGUCUUCUAUUGUCAGUCGAUACAUCAGUGAUAACAACUUAUGUAGUAUGGAAAAGAAGAAGAAGGUUUUGUGUGAUGCGAGAUUACAAUCACUAUUUCAGAAGAAAACAUUGAACAAAAACAAAAUAUAUGACCUCCUAGAACUCCAUUUUGCUGAAAACAUUGAAGUACUCGACGAUGAAUUCUGGUCAUUUUUAUCGGAUGAGGAUGAUGAUGGUGUGACUGCGUCAACAAAAAAGAAGAGAACGUUAAGCACAAUUAAGGAAGCUGCAGAAACAGAGGAAGUGCAGGAGGAGGGUCCAAAAAGUUGUUUUGCAUCAAUUGUUGAGGAAAACAUCAAGCUUGUCUUUCUCAUGAAGAGUCUAGUGAAAAAAAUGUUGGAUAACAACGAGUCUGAGGCUUUUGAUGCCAAAGUAAUAGGCUGCUUUGUGAAAAUCAGAUCAGACCCAAUGGAUUACUCGCAGAAAAACCGUUUUCAACUCGUGCUAAUAACAGGUUUGUAUUUGCACAUAUCAUGCAUCCAUAUUAGUGUGAAUCGGAUUAUGCAGGAUGAUAAGAUGAAGGUUAACCUGCAAGCCUCAACUGGGAGAGUAAACAUCGACUUAGAUGUAGAGAAGUUAUUCGAUGGUAUAUUCAACAAGGAUGAAGUGGAUGACUUGAGGAACAGAGUGGAGGAUGGUUCAAUCCCUAGGCCCACUGUAGUGGACCUUGAUAUGAAGGCCAGAUCUUUGCAUGUAGAGAUCACAAAUCAUGCAAUUGAAAGAGAAUUAAUAUCUGUGGGCAAUCUUAUUGAUGUUUAUAAUGAGAAAGGGUGGAGGGAAAAAUUGUUUGUAGUCCUAGAUAGGAGAGAACUUCUUAAAUCACCAGAAGAACAGAGAAGAAUGUUAGAGACGGUUCCUCAGGUGGUUGCUGCUCCAUUAGAGCUCGAUCUUAAUGCAUCUCCCACCCUCAAUGUUCAAGCCUGUGUAACCUUAGGUUCAAAGGAAGACAAUGUCUCGACGCCUUUGGUUAAUGGGGAAAUGCCUACGGCUAAUGAACCAGAAGCAGGCAAUGUUGGAGAAAAUAAUGAAACAGAAAUAAUCUACAGUGAUGAAGAUGACUCCUGGAUGUUAUCCUGGAUGUGGUGA